Messenger RNA from Momordica charantia (bitter melon), 823 nucleotides. Its product is annotated as LOB domain-containing protein 25. NCBI's taxonomy places the organism in Eukaryota, Viridiplantae, Streptophyta, Magnoliopsida, Cucurbitales, Cucurbitaceae. The record is from RefSeq and is a predicted model, not a curated record.
UUUGCAGGCCCCCCUAAUUCCCUUCUCCCAUCCUCUCUUCUUUAAUUUCUCUGCUUAGGGUUUCUUCCUUUUCAAAUUUAAUAAUUAAUUAAUUCUUCCAUCCUCUCCUCUCCUCUAAUUCUUUUUUUUAUAUAUAUAUGCUUCUUCUUCCCUUUUCCCUUUUGGAGCCUCCUUGAAGAAGUAAUUAAAGAUCUCAAAAGAUCAGGGAAAUGGCUUGUUCAAGUUCAAGCUACUCGAACUCGCCAUGUGCGGCAUGCAAGUUCUUGAGAAGAAAAUGUUUAGCAGAAUGCAUAUUCGCGCCCUACUUCCCACCCGAGGAGCCGACCAAAUUCACCAACGUCCACAAGAUAUUCGGAGCGAGCAAUGUGAGCAAGAUCCUCAACGAGGUCCAGCCCCACCAGCGGGAGGACGCUGUAAACUCUCUUGCCUACGAGGCUGAGGCCCGCAUGAAAGACCCCGUCUACGGCUGCGUCGGUGCCAUCUCCGUCCUCCAGCGUCACGUCCUUCGUCUUCAGAAGGAACUCGACGCCACCAAUACUGAUUUGGUUCGAUACUCCACCGCCACCGCCACCGCCACCGCCCGCCCCGCAAGAAGGCCGCCUCGCCAUCAUUCUGGUGUGUAUUUUACUUCAAAUGAUCAUGAUCAUCCUUAUAAAGAUCAGGAAAGGGAGUAGUUGAUAUCUUUUAGUGCCAUAUUGUGAUUUGUAAGUGAGAGAUAGACACCCUUUUCUUUGUCCAUAACAUGUACUUUCUUCUAAGAUAUUCUUCUCUGUGUUAGUCUAUCACUUUUGUUAUUUGGAUGGCCAUGAUUUAACUUAAGUUA